AUGUGCAGAGGAAUAAGGAUGACAAGAUUACACAGACACAGUUUCAUCUGGAGGACGGAGAAACUGCCUGAGACAGUGUGAGUUGUUACACCAACAGGCCUCGGGCAUGGCACCAGACGUGGAAAGGAUCAUCCAGAGCAUCAGCCUAGGAGACCAGGACACAGUCCAGCUCCUGCUGGACAGCUAUAACACCCAGUAUGCAGAGUGCUUCUUUUUUAACACUGAUGCACAGGAAAGAAAAAAGCAACAACAGCUGGAAGAGUUCAGAAAGAACAAAAUAAGGGACUGUCCUCCUAACUUUGAUUCGGAUAUUGACUCAGAUGAUGAAAGACCAGAUCUUCUUCUCAGAGAGGAUUUGGCUGCAGCCCUGCUGUGCUUUGUCAGUGGUCAACUGCAGCCUGCAGUGUUACGGGCUUGUCUGCAUACUCUGCGAAUCCUCUCCCGUGACCGCAGAGCCCUUGGACCGAUGGUCACAGAUGGCGCCCUUUUCACCCUGGCACACCUGGGAGGCAUCGAUCUUCUUCAGCCCUGCCAGCUGCAUGACAGGAGUAAAACUGAAGCUCAGUGGGACAGAACACAAAUACACAGAGCAGAAGCAAGCGGUUGUCAGGGAGCAGCAGAUGCUGAUGUGAAGUGUGCAGUUUCCUUUUCUGUUCCCACCAAAGAAGUUUGUGUUUCCACCACAAAUGGCUCUGAUCGUCACUUCUAUAAGCAAAGAGGUAAUGAAGGUCACCUUGUGCUUGCUCCUGGAAAGAAAGAUGCCCGGGAAGAGGACAGUGAGAAGGACAGAAAGGAGGAGGAUGGGGAGGUGUGCAGGAAGGAGGCCAUGAAAGUCUUGUGUAAUUUAAUAUACAACAGUCCCAAGGCACAGGAGAGAGCCAGCGCACUGAGACUUCUGCAGGGAUUAUGGGAGAGUCUGAAGCAGGGCAUCUGGAGUAGGGCGCCACCCACUGGCCAGUUUUACAAGCUAAGGCUGCUCUUCUUACUAACAGCUCUGAGGCCUGAGCUCAGGCUGCAGCUACAGCAGGAGCGCGGUGUGUUGGUGCUGACCACAGCCUUGGAGCAGUACCUGUCUUUGAGGUGGGCUGAGGGACAUCAGCUGAUCACUGACAGCACAGCACCUCCCAUCUCCAAGGAGGUGUCCCAGGAUGUCAUCGAGAUCCUCAAGACUAUCUUCAACAUUGCUCACAGGUUCUACAGGCAGGAGCCCGAUGAGGUGAAACCACAAACCCCCCAUUUGUUGCUCAGCUUUCUUACUGAAGAAAAUGACCUGAGUAUGUCAGCAGCAGUCAUAAUAAAGACUGACAGAAUCCCUCACGUGUUAGGGAAAGAGGAAGCUGCUCUAUAUCGCCGCCUAGUGACUGUCCUACGCCAUUGUCUGCUGCUGUCAUGUGAUGGAGCAGACACGCUGGAAGAACUACAAGGACAUACAGUAAACAUCCUGUCAGCCCUGCCCCUGACCUGUCUGGAUGUUCUGCUGGCUGUCCCUGUGGACCAGGCAUCCCAUAAAUAUGAAGGUGUCAACAUGGACUGUGUCCACGCAUUGCUACUGUUCAUGGACAGACGACUGAACAGGGGUCAAAAGCUGAAAGAGAAGCUAACUCCUGUACUAAGUUUACUGACUGAGAGUUCUCGGGUCCACAGGGGGACACGUCACUACUUACGACAAAAGAUCUUACCCCCUCUGAGGGAUGUUGCUGUUCGACCUGAGCAGGACAGUACGCUCAGAGGCCAGCUGGUCCGCCUGAUGACCCAUGUCGACACUGAUGUGAAGGACUGUGCUGCUGAGUUGCUGUUUGUGCUCUGCAAAGAAAAUGUCAGCCGCUAUGUUAAAUACACCGGUUAUGGCAACGCUGCUGGGCUGCUGGCAGCGCGGGGUCUGCUGAAUGGCAGGAGGAACUCUGGUGACGGCCAGUUUGCCUCCCACUACUCCAGCGACUCAGACUCAGACACUGAGGAAUACCGGGAGGCCAGAUCCAAGAUAAACCUGGUGACAGGCCGGGUGGAGGCAGAGCAGCCCGAUCCAAUGGAAGGCAUGACAGAGGAAGAGAAGGAGGAGGAGGCCCGCCGUCUUAUCUGCAUGAUCAACAGACUAUCACAAGACCAGAUUAUUCAGCCCAUGGGUGUGACAGCAGAUGGCAGACUGGCUCCUCUAUGGGGCCAAAUGAGGGGCUGCACGGAGGAGGAGGAUGAGGAGGAGGAACAGGAUUUGAAUUCAAUGCCAGGGUUGAAAGACAAAACAAUCAAAUAGCAAAGCAUUUUUCCUGCUACACUCACACAGAAAUGACCAAGAUGGCGGGCAUCUGCAGGCUGGAGAGAGAACUGUUAUUUAAACCCACCUCUUUGUUGCUGAAUAUUAUAAUGCAGCAUUCUGUUGCUUCAAGCUCAAACUAGAUCAGGAUUUUUAUUUAUACACUUAAAUCAGAGUGAUCAUUCUGUUGCUGCAUCAACAGCAAAUGUAAAAUAGGAUAGUGUGUCAGAUAAUGAUGCUGGAAGGAAGUUAAUGUGUUAAUGAGUAGAAAUGAGAGAAAUAAAUAGAUGUAAGAAUGAAGCACUAUAUUUUCAGCUGAAUUCAUGUUUUCUCUGUUUGCAUUCGAACCUCUAAGGCAUUCAUGAAUGCCUGGUGUUAAUCUCAGCUGCUAACACAGUGUAGACAAUGUAUGCUUUUCCCUGUGCAGGACAAUAAAAAUGAAGCUCUUUUAAA
Molecule: messenger RNA, 2704 nt
Organism: Girardinichthys multiradiatus
Lineage: Eukaryota; Metazoa; Chordata; Actinopteri; Cyprinodontiformes; Goodeidae
Product: synembryn-A-like
Exons: 14
Coding region: 107-2251 (714 amino acids)
Biological process (GO): G protein-coupled receptor signaling pathway
Cellular component (GO): cytoplasm; plasma membrane
Molecular function (GO): guanyl-nucleotide exchange factor activity; G-protein alpha-subunit binding
Source: RefSeq, a predicted model, not a curated record